Athalia rosae (coleseed sawfly) is the source of this 2167-nucleotide messenger RNA. RefSeq names its product egl nine homolog 1 (gene Hph). The record is from RefSeq and is a predicted model, not a curated record. Gene Ontology annotation, cellular component: cytoplasm; nucleus. The coding region runs from base 59 to 1597 and encodes 512 amino acids. The transcript is spliced from 4 exons. Gene Ontology annotation, biological process: cellular response to hypoxia; peptidyl-proline hydroxylation to 4-hydroxy-L-proline. Lineage: Eukaryota; Metazoa; Arthropoda; Insecta; Hymenoptera; Athaliidae. Gene Ontology annotation, molecular function: L-ascorbic acid binding; ferrous iron binding; peptidyl-proline 4-dioxygenase activity.
CGCCUGUAGCUGAGCUCCUUACUCUCACUAGCGAUAGAAAAAUCGUGAGGUGUUAACCAUGUCUACGUCAACCCCGGGCUCGGUCAGUCGCCCUCAGACUUUGACGAGCAGUGUUCGUCUCGGCGCUGCUGUUGAACCGUCCGGUACAUCCGACACGGUCUCUUGUGCGGUCUGUAAAAAAACCGAUAAACUUCUAAGGUGCUCGCGCUGCAAGGCUACGGUUUACUGUACCAAAGAACAUCAGAGAAUCGACUGGAAACGGCACAAGGAAUUCUGCAACCAUAAAGGCGAGGGCGACAACGUUGACUCUAAGUUACAUUCAACGAAUAAUCUGAGACCAACCUCAGUCGAGUCCAGGGUAACCUCGGUUACAACAAAAACAACGCAUAACCUUAAAGAAAUUAAUCUGGUGAACAAUUCAAGUAACAGUUUGGGUGUUGAGGGACAAAAUCUAACCGGUCAUUAUUGUGGUAGAGAAGCUGAUAUUGUGCCUAAUUAUUUUACCUGUUGUUCGGAAUCUGAGAAUUCCAUUGCUUUGGCAACAGCGGUAACAACUCCUUUGCAGUUAGCCGAAAGAAAGGUGUCUAACGGUAUAGAAAGCUUAAAAGAAGAACCUUCUAGCUCUGGGGCAUCCCGUUCGAGCAGAGGUAACGGUUGGACAUCUCCGAUAACGCACGAAGGAAGUUCCGAGGAUACAAUACUGGGUGCCAGGGCAGAGCUGCUCAAUCCGGCGCUAGAAAACUCGAGAAUCUUAAGCAGCACCGGUCAGGUUCUGACUUCAGACAUGCCUACACAGAGGCACAAUGGAAUCAGAAAUUUUCCAGAAGUUAGUUUAGGAAGAGACCAUGAAUUCCUUCCUCCGUCAAUGCAAAAAAAUAAUGCACAGGAGUGUUUUAUCGAUACGAUAUGUAGAACCGUUAUACACGAUAUGGACAUGUAUGGUGUCUGCGUUGUGAAGCAUUUUUUGGGCCCUGAGAAGGCUUCUAUGGUACUGGAAGAAGUCCUUAAUAUACACAAUGCAGGCCUAUUUAGGGAUGGACAACUUGUAUCGAACAAGGGAGGAGCUGGUGAUUUGAAAACUAUCAGAGGAGAUCAGAUUACUUGGCUAGACGGAAAGGAAAGUCAGUGCCAAAACAUUGGUAUGUUGAUAUCCCAAGUUGACGCCGUUAUCAUGAGGGCCAACAGGAUGAUUGGAAAUGGAAAAAUGGGAAACUACACAAUUAAUGGGAGAACAAAGGCAAUGGUUGCAUGCUACCCAGGACACGGUUCUCACUACGUUAAGCAUGUGGAUAAUCCAAAUCGAGACGGACGUUGCAUAACAGCCAUCUAUUACCUCAACAAGGACUGGAACGUUGCGCAACAUGGCGGCCUUCUAAGAAUAUUUCCAGAAGGACAAGAUAAGGUUGCAAAUAUCCUACCCUAUUUUGACAGAAUUCUUUUCUUCUGGUCGGAUAGAAGAAACCCACACGAAGUACAGCCCGCUUACAGAACCAGAUACGCCAUUACCCUCUGGUACUUUGAUGCCGAAGAACGAAAUGAGGCUUGCCGGAGGUAUAGAAGAGAAAAAGAAAUUCACUCCCAUUCUACCAAAACGUGAGAUAAAAAGAUAUAGCGUGUGAAUUGCACAUCUAUUUCAACGCUGUAAAGUCUCAUUUUUUAUUUGAAGAGCUAAUAAAAAAACCGAUACAUCGAACGAGCUCCAACUUUGAAAUGGUGACUCUUCUGUAAUAGGAAGAAUGAUGGGUAGACUACUGCAAAUGUAAUUACCAGGUUCAGUUCCUGUUCACUUCUCUAGAAACGACUAAGAGGCGUUUGACCAUAUUUAUUGUUCCCCGUGUUACAACGCUCUUGAAGGUAUUAAGCUCUGUAAAAAAGUUCAAAAUAUGUCGAUGUCGAUGCGUGUAUGUAUAAUGUAUAUUAAUGUUCUGGAGUAUCACUAGACGUUGAUACAUGUGAGUUACUAUGUAUUACUAUGUAAUAAGAUAUGUGUGGCCGAUUAAAAAUCCCAUCCAAAGAGUUGAUCGGUGAAAAAUGAUCAAUUCGAGUCAUACGAUAAACUUACAUAAAAUAUAUGUAUACGUAUUAUAUCUAUUAGCAUAAUUACCCUUUACUAAUUUAAAAAAUAAUAAAUGAAUAAAAAAAUUCAGAUGAUUAAAAAUCAGUGCAA